CCCCACUAAAGGGCCUAAACCCCCAUUUCUCCCCUCAAAAUUGAUCAAAAAGGGUCCGUAAAUUCUGAUACGGGAACUGAAAGUGAAAACCCUUGUUUUGGCUUCUGGUUUUGAUCCCACUUCAACUCUCUGCUGAAAUGCCUCAGACGGUUACCGAAGCCCAAGUUGUGGAUGGUGGUUCUGCUUCUAAGCCACAGCGCAUCAUCAAACUUGGCAAAACUACUGAUGACAGCGACAAAAAGAGUGCAAACAGGAGAGUUAAAGAUGUUGAGCUUUGUGUUCCAAUUGUUUAUGGAACUAUCGCAUUUUAUCUUGGUCGAAAGGCUAGUGAGUCGCAGUCACAUAAGUGGACUGUUUAUGUGCGUGGGGCGACAAAUGAAGAUCUCGGAGCAGUGAUAAAGCAUGUUGUGUUUCAACUGCAUCCCAGUUUCAAUAACCCUACAAGGGUCGUUGAAUCACCACCUUUCGAGUUAUCGGAAUGUGGUUGGGGUGAAUUUGAAAUUGGAAUUAGCCUUUUCUUCCACAGUGAUGUUUGCGACAAGAAAUUGGAUUUGUUUCACUUCUUGAAGUUAUAUCCUGAAGAUGAAUCUGGCCCACAGUCUACCAAGAAACCUGUUGUUAUGGAAUCAUACAAUGAGAUUGUUUUUCCAGAGCCUUCUGAGUGCUUCUUUGCUCGUGUGCAAAAUCAUCCGGCUAUUCACGUGCCACGACUGCCUGCUGGGUUUAGCUUGCCUGCUCCGGCACCAGUUGAAAAUAUGAAUGACAGGGGAAGGGGUGAUACCAAGGAUCAUCCACUCAGUCAGUGGUUUAUGAAUUUCUCAGAGGCAGAUGAAUUGUUGAAACUUGCCUCAGCUCGUCAGCAGGUGCAAGCCCACAUUGUUAAGCUGAGAAGAGAGUUGAGUGUGACUGAUGGGAUGCUUCAACCACUGAAACCGGCCUCCAGUUACGAAUGUAUAUGAUUCUGGUAGGUUAGUAUCGAAGUUCACUCAUCGAGUUUAUAUUAGGGAUGACAAAGUGAACUGUGAAGAAGAUUUAAAGAUGUGGAUAUUAGCCUUAACAACCUUAUUUCCAGAUCGAGUUAUGAAUUAUUCCCUUUUAAGAGUACUGAUUGUAGGCAAAUAGUAUGUUAACUUGUUACC
Molecule: messenger RNA, 1139 nt
Organism: Hibiscus syriacus
Lineage: Eukaryota; Viridiplantae; Streptophyta; Magnoliopsida; Malvales; Malvaceae
Product: transcription initiation factor TFIID subunit 14b-like
Exons: 6
Coding region: 138-959 (273 amino acids)
Biological process (GO): regulation of DNA-templated transcription
Source: RefSeq, a predicted model, not a curated record